GUUCCCUGUUGUGCGCGACAAUCAUGCUACUAAAAACAAGACGGUCACGGUCAUCUUCACAGUAGGGUUGCCUGGGAUUAGGUGUGACAACACACGUGUGCCAUUAUCUUAUGUUCCGGCCAUUUCUGAUCCUUUUGAAACCGGGGUUUGAUCAUACCAAGAUCCGACCCAGGACGAGUUUCUCAUGAAAAGUAGCCAUGAAUAAUAUUCUUGUUCAUAUCUCACUCCACCGCCUUAAUCCAACAUUUUUUUCCACACCUUCCCAUUUACUCCUCUUCUCGAUCGUGUCAUGACGGAAAAAGAAUGCACACCAAAGCGUCCCCCGGCAGCCCUCGAGGAGAAAGUCGGGAAUCCCUUCCCAAGCGCUGAAUCCCAAUACUCCCAUACAAUUGCUCUACACCUCGCACAUACCUACCUACCUUCCAUAACUCAUCUUCAGCUUCCUGGUUAUACUACUCGCUCCAAGCGUUUCAUCCAAUUUGCUAGGUCGAAAUCACGAAACAAAGAGUAUCUAAAUGCUCUGAAGACGGUUGAAAACCUUCUAUCACGAACAGCAGUCGCCCUUCGUAACUUUGACAAAUCCUUGAACGGUGAAGAUUCGGACACAAACUACUCGCCUUCUUCACCCUCUACGAACCCUACAGUACCGCACAGCGACUGGGGUGAUGACGUAUGGGUGGGGAACGGAACAUCCAGCUCCGCAUCCUCCGAUUCGCUACAAACAUCACUCAACCCAGCGUACUCCGACGCGUCGACGUAUUCAGAUUCGGAGCUCUCCACGCAUGAAGACCCGGGCUCUGGAGACUGGACGUGGAUCGCAAACCUCAUCAUCCAUUUUUGGGAGACGGUUCGAAACGAGAAAUGUGAUCUCAUCACGAACCCACAACGGAAUUUUUGGUCGCGAUUCAUGGAGGCGCGUUAUCGCGAUUGGCUUGCCGGAGAUGUUGCUUCGCUGGCGCUCGACUAUCGUGACAGCGUUGACAAGGAACUCCGGUAUUCAAGCUUUGACUUUGCUGAAUACGUAGAAGAGAUUUUGACGCCAGGAAGACGAUAUGGAUUACUCUUAGAUGCUCUCUCAGAACGGCAGUCGCUUGGUACACCUUCAGAGGUGGACGCUGAUGGAACCGUGGUAGGAUAUGGCACCCACUACCCAGUCUUGACUCGACAUGGUCCGUACUCGUAACAUUCUAGAUAACCGAUAACACGGACCUCGACAUAGAUGGGCAUAGAUAAGAACUCUCGAAUGAUAACAAGAUA
Molecule: messenger RNA, 1257 nt
Organism: Marasmius oreades (fairy-ring Marasmius)
Lineage: Eukaryota; Fungi; Basidiomycota; Agaricomycetes; Agaricales; Marasmiaceae
Exons: 2
Coding region: 290-1183 (297 amino acids)
Source: RefSeq, a predicted model, not a curated record